AUGGAUGGGGAUCUCAGCCUAUCCCAAUCGUUAGGGGGGCUCCGCAUCGCAAAUCCCGAUGAUUCUUCCUUACAUUCGUCCGAAGAUGCUGCAACAACGCCCGCUGCCAGUGCUGCAGAUGUAACGGAACCCGAGCUGGUGCGCGAACCUACCAUCGUCUCCGAACGACCGGCCAGUUCUCUAUCGACAACUCCCCCCCGACCGUCUGCUCCUGCCUCCACGACAGAUCUGCAAGACACCCUCACCUCCCCCUCAGUCGAGCCCGCAAUCAAGCCGCGAGACAACCGGAGCUCCCUCUACAAUCCCUACUCUGACCUCCCGCAGCAGACGAGUCCUCAAUACACUCCUUACGCGUCGUCCUCACAAUCACACCCUGCUCCGCAGUCCUCCCGGCCUAUGUCCGCCUUCUACGCGAACGGAUCCACAUCAACACUGGCAGCUGCUCGGGAGGGUUCCUAUCGUAUUCGUACCGAUUCCGCGGCCUCCUCCGCCUCCGAAAGUCAAGCACGUGCGGAAUCUCGCGGUGGUUCCGCGGCUUUUCAGGCCGGUGUUCCCGUCCGCGACAAUAACCACAAUGAUCGCUCAUAUCGAACCGCCCAGUUGCCGCCAACCAACGGUCCCAUGAUCAUGCGUCAAACUUCCAGGGCUCACGCGCGGGGUGGAGCGACGCCACAGAUGGGAGGCUCUCCGUAUGCCAUGGAGAAUGGCCCCGGUGCGAGCAGCGAGGACUGGCAGGACCGUGGUGCAGCGGUCGCCGUGAGGCAAGAGAUUGACGCCAACGGCAAGCCGGUUGCGCGUUACAUCAAGAAGGGCGUCCGGGACUUUUCUUUUGCUCACACACUGGGCGAGGGCUCGUACAGUACCGUCGUCCUGGGAACCGACCGGCAAACUCUGAAGGAGUAUGCCAUCAAGAUUCUGGAUAAGCGACACAUCAUCAAGGAGAAGAAGGUGAAAUACGUGAACAUCGAGAAGGACACCCUCAACCGGCUUACCGAACACCCGGGCAUUGUCCGACUAUAUUACACGUUUCAGGAUGAGCGCUCGUUAUAUUUUGUGCUGGAUCUCUGCAAAGGAGGCGAGUUGCUGGGCGUGUUGAAGCGCAUGACCACCUUCGACGAGGAGUGUACACGGUUCUAUGGUGCUCAGAUUCUAGACACAAUAGACUACAUGCAUAAACGCGGUGUGAUUCACCGGGAUCUCAAGCCGGAAAACGUUCUCCUCGACAGUCAGAUGCACAUCAAAAUCACCGAUUUCGGAACAGCCAAGAUCCUCAAGAGUCAACGGAAACCGCAGAACUCCAGCGGGAUGCCCCCGCUAGACUCUACCGAAAUCCCGGAGGACGAACGAGCCAGCUCGUUCGUGGGCACAGCAGAAUAUGUAAGCCCGGAACUUCUGACGGAUAAGAAUGCCUGCAAGGCCAGCGAUCUCUGGGCCUUUGGCUGCAUCAUUUUCCAGCUUUUAGCGGGUCGGCCUCCCUUCAAAGCCGGGAACGAAUAUCAGACGUUUCAGAAGAUCGUUGCGCUCGAUUACGACUUCCCUACCGGCUUCCCUGCCGUCGCCCGCGAUCUCGUUGAACGCCUUCUUGUUUUGGAUCCAGCCCGUCGUUUGCCCAUCGAGCAUAUCAAGAACCAUGAGUUCUUCCAGGGAAUUACAUGGGGCCCGGAUUUAUGGAAGCGCAAGGCGCCUCGUCUGAAGGCGUAUGUUCCACCGCCGCGUGAGCCGAUCAAGCUGAACGGCGGCGGUGGUGGUGGUGAAGGCUAUGCCUCCAGCGCUAACCCGGCUGCCUCGAGCACUAAUGUCAGUUCACGUGUGGUGCCCCGACUGGUAACCGAACUACCACCUCCCAGUCAACUGGACAUCGAAUGGUCCCCAGUCUUGACCAAAACCAACGAGCGAAUUUUGAAACUCGGUAACCUGGUGGUUCUAUCAUCCCCAGCAGCCCACAGUCCCGUCUCGAAACAUGGGGGCGAGUACGAAGCACCCCGGAAAUUCUCCCGCUUCUUUGGCGGCAGCACCACCAAGAAGCGGCAGCGCUUGGUGAUGGUUACUUCAUCUGGGCGCAUCAUCAUGGCUGCAUCUGGAGGGGACGAGAAGAAGGCGAAACUGGAGCUUUCCCUCCUGACCCCAGGCACGUCAUAUCGAACGUCGACGGAUUCCAAGGGAUUCUCGUGCUGGGUGGUGGAUACGCGCGACAAACACUUUGUCUUUGAGGAUCCGAAGCCCUCGUCCAGCAACAUGGGCGCCACCGCCGUAUCGGCCCAGGAGUGGCUCGAUAGCCUAGACCGCGCGCGGGAAAUGGCCCUGUCUCAGCAGGGCAACGGCUCUUAUUCUGAUGACGCCUUCCGCGAUCUGUCCUCCGGACUGUCGAGCCAUGCCAAUACUCUUGACCGCAGCUCUGAGAUUCAGAACGAGAGUGCUCCCGCGGGACGAGCCACAUUGGUCAAGCACCAGAACACAGACACAGAGUCCGUCAAAGGCAAGAAGCGAUUCAGUCGCCGUCACUCCAAGAAUGGUCUGGCAGCAGUCUUCUAA
Molecule: messenger RNA, 2532 nt
Organism: Aspergillus luchuensis
Lineage: Eukaryota; Fungi; Ascomycota; Eurotiomycetes; Eurotiales; Aspergillaceae
Gene: PKH3
Product: PDPK1 family serine/threonine-protein kinase
Exons: 2
Coding region: 1-2532 (843 amino acids)
Biological process (GO): peptidyl-serine phosphorylation; intracellular signal transduction
Molecular function (GO): protein serine/threonine kinase activity; ATP binding
Source: RefSeq, a predicted model, not a curated record